CUUUGGAUGAUUUGGCAGCCAACAAGAGCAAUGAACUACAUUUCUCAGUCUGCAUUUCUAGGAGAAUUCUGGGAAGUGUGGCAGAGGCAGCCAUGGUCUAGGGAAGGGAAGUCCAAUGUCCCAAGAACAUUUGGAAUUUCCUGGUUUCUGCUGUUGCUGAGGCCUAGGAAGGUGCUCCCCAACAUAAUUCAGAGACCUGACAAUGUGGAAUUGUGGAAUUGCUUGCUGGAGAAAAUCUUUUUUGUGCUAUAGGCUGAUGUCAACCUAUGUCACUAAAACCCGGUAUUUGUUUGAACUGAAGGAAGAUGAUGACGCAUGUAAAAAAGCCCACCAGACAGGAGCAUUUUACCUCUUUCAUAGCCUGGCUCCUUUGCUUCAGAAAUCAGACCAUCAAUAUCUGGCCCCCCAACAUAGCCUAUUAGAAUUGGAAAGUCUCCUGGGUAAGUUUGGACAGGACACACAAAGAAUAGAAGACUCUGUGCUGAUUGGAUGCUCUGAACAGCAUGAAGCACGGUUUGCUUUGGAUCUAGGUCUAACUAGCUCCUCUUCCAUAAAUGCUUCCUUACAGAAACCUGAAAUGGAGAUAGAGCUCAAGGGGUCUUUCAUUGAGCUGAGGAAGGCUUUCUUCCAGAUGAAUGUGAAGGAUGCCUCCUUCCUAUCCAUGGCUCAGGCUCUUCUCCGUUGGCAUGAUGGUCACCAGUUCUGCAGCAGAAGUGGGCAGCCCACCAAGAAGAAUAUGGCUGGCAGCAAGCGUAUGUGCCCUUCUAACAAGAUCAUCUAUUAUCCACAGAUGGCUCCUGUGGUGAUCACUCUGGUGUCAGAUGGGACUCGAUGCCUACUUGCCCGCCAGAGUUCCUUUCCCAAGGGAAUGUAUUCUGCAUUGGCAGGUUUUUGUGAUAUAGGUGAAAGUCUGGAAGAGGCUGUACGGCGUGAAGUUGCGGAGGAGGUGGGAUUGGAGGUGGAGAGACUGCAAUACUCUGCAUCCCAGCACUGGCCCUUUCCUAAUAGCUCACUCAUGAUUGCUUGUCAUGCAACUGUGAAACCGGGGCAGACAGAGAUCCAGGUGAACUUGAGAGAACUAGAGGCAGCUAGCUGGUUCAGUCAUGAAGAGGUGGCUGCCGCUCUGAGGAGGAACAACCCAUAUACUCAGCAACAGAACAGGACUUUCCCAUUCUGGUUGCCCCCCAAGUUAGCCAUUGCCCACCAAUUAAUUAAGGAGUGGGUAGAAAAACCAAGCUAUUCUACCCUGCCUGCUUAGCUCAUAUCUAGCCACUCAGAUCUCACCACAGUUUCCUGGAGGGGCAUUAUGGAUGUCAGCUGAUAAAGGGGAGAUGACAAAAGGCCAUAUCCAAGUCAAUCUUUUAAUAAGGCAGAGCAGAAGGUGCACCUAUAGCAGGACACCUUUAUCAGCAGUGUUAAUGAAAGAAGUUCCUACUCAAAGCAAUCGAAAAAUGCCAAAACCGAGGAGAAAACAAUUGUCAAAUGAGAGGGAAGGUGGAAACAUUCAUUUGGAUGUAGGCCCUUGUUCACCCAUUUUUAACUGGGACUUGGAAGCAAACAUCUUUUGGCAUGUAUCUUGUUAAAUAAUGAUGGGUUUAUACUAACUGCAAAAAUGUACCUGUUUUGGUUAAAACUUUUUUUAUCUUAGUAUUGAAAAUAUACAGCAAAUUUCAACCCACUAUUGAGUUACUUUUUAUCUUCACAAAAUUAAGAAAAAUAGCACAAAAUAAUAUUGUAAAAUUUAUGUAGUUAUUUGGUACACAGUAGUUAAAUAGAAGUCAUAUUUCUUUAAGUUACUUGAUGAGAUGAUGAAAGUGGGAGCCAGGGUCUUCCUCACUCAAAGUACACUAUAAUCAGAUGCAGAAAUGUUCUGUUCAGGUAACUGCAUCCCAGUGGAGCUCAAGGUAUAUCCUUUUUUUUUGCUGCUGUUACUUGCUCAGUUUGUGACCCAAGGAAAAGAUGAUCACUUUGCCAUUUCUGUUUUCCUCAGCGUAAAAUGGUUGCUGCCAUUUGUACACUCAGUAACUUCAACUAAGAGAUUAAUGAGGAUGAACCACUUCUUGUGUUUUAAUGGAAUAAACCAAAUUUAGGAUUUCCUGUCAUUCAUAUUUACCAUUCUAUACCUUGUCAUAGGGGAGAAGAAUUUAUCUGGAAGAAAUAAAAUAAAUUUCCACACCUCUG
This is a messenger RNA of Manis pentadactyla (Chinese pangolin), 2181 nucleotides long. It is a transcript of the gene NUDT13, whose product is annotated as nudix hydrolase 13. The transcript is spliced from 9 exons. The record is from RefSeq and is a predicted model, not a curated record. NCBI's taxonomy places the organism in Eukaryota, Metazoa, Chordata, Mammalia, Pholidota, Manidae. Gene Ontology annotation, molecular function: metal ion binding; hydrolase activity. The coding region runs from base 203 to 1258 and encodes 351 amino acids.